Closterium sp. Naga37s-1 is the source of this 1023-nucleotide messenger RNA. The record is from the annotation of a GenBank genome assembly. NCBI's taxonomy places the organism in Eukaryota, Viridiplantae, Streptophyta, Zygnematophyceae, Desmidiales, Closteriaceae.
AUGCCCACGAACAUUCUCUGCACCAUCCGGUCGAGCACCUGCUGGAGUAGAGGGAGAAGAUGCAUCACGAUUCACAUCACGCUCUCCCUCACGCUCGCCCUCACGCUCGCCCUCACGCUCUCCCUCACGCUCUCCCUCACGCUCUCCCUCACGCUCUCGCUCACGCUCUCCCUCACGCUCUUCCUCACGCUCUUCCUCACGCUCUUCCUCACGACUCCCCUCACGCCUCCCCUCACGCUUGCCCUCACGCCUGCCCUCACGCCUGCCCUCACGCUCUCCCCCACGCUCAUCCUCACGCUUAUGCCCUUUCACUGGCAGUGGCUCCUCGUAGUCUACCUCAUCAUCAGCCUACUCAUCGUGUUUAGUAUGACCCCAACCUGCCAUUCCAUGGGCAUUGACACCAAGGUUGAGUUGGGCAUCACCCGCCUGGCCAUGCGCAGCCCACUCCUCCCCCUCCCUGCUGUUCAGGGCAUCACCCGCCUGGCCAUGUGCAGCCCACUCCUCCCCCUCCCUGCUGUUCAGGGCAUCACCCGCCUGGCCAUGCGCAGCCCACUCCUCCCCCUCCCUGCUGUUCAGGGCAUCACCCGCCUGGCCAUGUGCAGCCCACUCCUCCCCCUCCGCAACACGUCAGCGCUUCACUCGCCUGUCCAUGCAAACCUACUCUCCCACUCCCUUACCCAUCCGCGCAUCCCACGCCUAUCCAUGCACAACCUACUCUCCCACUCCCUUACCCAUCCGCGCAUCCCAUGCCUGCCGUCUCUCCCACUCCCUUACCCAUCCGCGCAUCCCACGCCUGUCCAUGCACAACCUACUCUCCCACUCCCUUACCCAUCCGCGCAUCCCACGCCUAUCCAUGCACAACCUACUCUCCCACUCCCUUACCCAUCCGCGCAUCCCACGCCUGCCGUCUCUCCCACUCCCUUACCCAUCCGCGCAUCCCACGCCUGCCGCUGCGCGGCCUAUAUCACACAUGAUUCCUCCACUCAUCCGGCUAUCCCAUGCGCGUACCUCGAUGACGUUUAA